Plasmodium gonderi is the source of this 1671-nucleotide messenger RNA. RefSeq lists its product as hypothetical. The coding region runs from base 1 to 1671 and encodes 556 amino acids. Gene Ontology annotation, molecular function: protein binding. Lineage: Eukaryota; Apicomplexa; Aconoidasida; Haemosporida; Plasmodiidae. Gene Ontology annotation, biological process: regulation of GTPase activity. The record is from RefSeq and is a predicted model, not a curated record. The transcript has a single exon.
AUGAUAAAAUUAGAAGAAGUAUUCACACUCGAAAUUUUGAUAAAAAUUUUGAGUAAAAUAUUUGUCAAGGGUAAUUACUGCAUAACAAAGGAUGAUAUAAACACUAAGAAUUGCAAGGUUCUAAUUUUUGAGUCGAAGUUAGAUACAACAAAUUUGAAAAAAAAUGUAGAUGAAGAGUUUAUUAAUAUGGUGUUUUAUUUUCACAAUAAGAAUUACUUAUUUUUUAUUAUAUAUUGUUUGAAUAAGAAAAAUAUUGUGUAUUUAAAUUUCUUUAAUCCAUUGUUGAAUGAAAAAGAAUGUAUUGAAUCGAUAAAUUUAUUUUUCAUGAAUAAUUUUUUUCCACAUAUAAUUUUGGGACUUAACAAUGGAAAGAUUUGUUUAUACAACCAUGAAGGUAUUAUAUGUAUGCAGAAUAAAUUUAUGGAUAAUAAAAUAAAGAAUAUUUUUAUAGAGCGUCAAAAGGAGUAUAUAUUAUUUGUAUAUGAAAAUAACACUAUAGUAAAUUCUAAUAUUUAUUUAAUUAAAAGGGCAUUAGAAACGAAUUGCAAGAUUAUACCAUUUGAUUAUUCAUUCAAUGUUAAUAAGAACAUUAACAUUAAUCAUAUAUUUUUAAGAAUUAAUAAUAAAAAUCCAGAUCUUUUUAAAAAAGAUUUAUAUUCUAUUUACACCAAGGAUGAAUUAACUAGAUAUAUCACAGAUUCGAUUAAUACACACUAUGUCAACUAUUGCAGAAUUUCUAAUGCGAAUUAUGUUAUAACAUCCAAGUGUAUAACCAUGUCUAUUCUUAGUCUUGUACGUCAAAAUGUAAACAAUGAUUUCUUAACAAAGAAGGAAAACUUUGGUGCAUCGGAAAAAUUGAGUUCUAGAAUAAAUAAUUUUAUAAAAAAUAUGUUUACAAAGAAGAAUGACAUAUCUGUCUCAUCUUCAUCCAUGUCUGUUUCCCCAGCAUCUCCUUCAUCUUUAUUAGCUUCAAAGGUAGUAGUAAGUUCCUCUUCUGUAACAACCCCUUCUCUCGCAAUUCAAAACAUAGAACCUACAAUAUCCAACAAUCCACAUCAAAUCACAUCAAAUAUAUAUGGAAACACAGGGGAUGUAUUGAAUACACAAAUCAUACAUUGUUUUAAUGAUUCGAAAAGACAAAUUAUAGAUAUUUGUAUUUGUCCAUGGAAUCAAAAUUUAGUUCUAGCUUUGGAUAACUUAGGACGAAUCUGCCUCUUCAACAUCUGUACAUUGAACAUUUUGCACAUGUGGAAAAGUUAUCGGUCAGCAUUUAUGAGCUUUAUUCAAAGGAGAAAAUAUUCAAAUAUUCACCAUCCUGUUAACCAGAAAAAGGAAGGAGGAACAGAUGGUAGAAGUAGUAACACCAGCGGAAUUGGCGAAAAUUUUGGAAGAGAUGUGUAUAUUUCUAGUGGUGAUUCUGUAGAUAGCACUGAAGAGACAGAUGAUAAGGCAAUAUUAUUCUACUUAAAGACAAGAAAUUUAAUUGAAAUAUGGAACUUGAAAACGUUGCAUAAGGUAUAUAGUGUACGGACUUAUGAAGACCCACAACUUUUUAAAAUUUUUUUCAUUGACCAGGAUGUUCCAAAUAAAAUUUAUUUUUUUAACACUAGUUAUAAUGUGUUUCUGAUGAAUACUAACUUUGAACUUUUCCAUUUAAAAUGGAUUGGAUGA